AUGGCUGGGGGAGAGUUCGUUUUCGAGAACGAGUGGAUCUUCCCGGAUCCGCACGGGCCCAGGACCCUGGCAGGUGAGCUGUCGCUCAUUGGGGAGUUCCAAAGGGGUGCACGGUGCACUGCCUACUGCCCUUCCGAGUCGCAACUUGAGUCGCAGACUCGUUGCACAACCAGACUGGCGCUUACCGGAUCACCUGGAUCCUGGUGGCGGUCGUGA
Penicillium daleae is the source of this 216-nucleotide messenger RNA. RefSeq lists its product as uncharacterized. The record is from RefSeq and is a predicted model, not a curated record. Lineage: Eukaryota; Fungi; Ascomycota; Eurotiomycetes; Eurotiales; Aspergillaceae. The coding region runs from base 1 to 216 and encodes 71 amino acids. The transcript has a single exon.